Mirounga angustirostris (Northern elephant seal) is the source of this 2123-nucleotide messenger RNA. RefSeq names its product solute carrier family 38 member 2 (gene SLC38A2). The record is from RefSeq and is a predicted model, not a curated record. NCBI's taxonomy places the organism in Eukaryota, Metazoa, Chordata, Mammalia, Carnivora, Phocidae. Gene Ontology annotation, molecular function: L-glutamine transmembrane transporter activity. Gene Ontology annotation, biological process: L-glutamine transport; amino acid transmembrane transport. Bases 350 to 1870 code for a protein of 506 amino acids. Gene Ontology annotation, cellular component: plasma membrane. The transcript is spliced from 16 exons.
CGACACCGCCGUCCCGGAGCGUCUUCCCCACAGCAGCGCCCGCAGCCGGACCACGCGUUCCCGCACACUUGCACCUUUCCCUCGAGACGGCGGACGCCGGACGACUGGGGUGGCAACAACUUGCCAUUUCUUUUUUUUUUUAAUUAAAAUUAUUUCUCCUGCCUAUUGUUGGUUUUGGUUUUUGUUUUACGAUUUUUGUUAGCCGAGAAAAACCCACCGAAGGCGUUUGCGUGACGUUCCCGGAUACAGGAGCGGAGACCACCGAGGCAGCCGCGCGGGCCGGUGCACAGCCAAGGACAAAAGGAGCCCAGUGUUCCUCGCUGCACCCUCUAUUCCUCCCGGUGCCAGCAUGAAGAAAGCCGAAAUGGGAAGGUUCAGUAUUUCCCCGGAUGAGGACAGCAGCAGCUACAGUUCCAACAGCGACUUCAACUACUCCUACCCCACCAAGCAAGCAGCUCUGAAAAGCCAUUAUGCAGAUGUGGAUCCUGAAAACCAGAACUUUUUACUUGAAUCAAAUUUGGGGAAGAAGAAGUAUGAAACAGACUUUCAUCCAGGUACUACUUCCUUUGGAAUGUCAGUAUUUAAUCUGAGCAAUGCGAUUGUGGGCAGUGGAAUCCUUGGGCUUUCUUAUGCCAUGGCUAAUACUGGAAUUGCUCUUUUUAUAAUUCUCUUGACAUUUGUGUCAAUAUUUUCCCUGUAUUCUGUUCAUCUCCUUCUGAAAACUGCCAAUGAAGGAGGGUCUUUAUUAUAUGAACAGUUGGGACAUAAAGCAUUUGGAUUAGUUGGAAAGCUUGCAGCCUCUGGAUCAAUUACAAUGCAGAACAUUGGAGCUAUGUCAAGCUACCUCUUCAUAGUGAAAUAUGAGUUACCUUUGGUGAUCCAGUCAUUAAUGAACAUUGAAGAUACAACUGGAUUGUGGUAUCUGAACGGUGACUAUUUGGUUUUGCUUGUGUCGCUGGUGCUCAUUCUUCCUUUGUCACUGCUGAGAAAUUUAGGAUAUUUGGGAUAUACCAGUGGCCUUUCCUUAUUGUGUAUGAUGUUCUUCCUGAUCGUGGUGAUUUGCAAGAAAUUUCAGAUUCCUUGCCCUGUGGAAGUUGGUUUGAUAAUUAAUGAGACGCUAAACAGCACCUUAACACGGCCAACGGCUUUUGCACCUGAGAUGGUAUUUAAUAUGACUGACGAUGAUUCUUGCAGACCACAUUAUUUCAUCUUCAACUCACAGACUGUCUACGCUGUGCCAAUUUUGACCUUUUCAUUUGUCUGUCAUCCUGCUAUCCUUCCCAUUUACGAAGAACUCAAAGGUCGCAGCCGUAGAAGAAUGAUGAAUGUGUCCAAGAUUUCAUUUUUCGCCAUGUUUCUCAUGUACCUGCUUGCUGCCCUUUUUGGAUACCUGACAUUUUACGAACACGUUGAGUCAGAGUUGCUUCAUACCUACUCUACCAUCAUGGGAAGUGAUAUUCUUCUUCUCGUUGUUCGUUUGGCCGUGCUGGUGGCUGUCACCCUGACGGUACCAGUAGUCAUCUUCCCGAUCCGGAGUUCUGUAACUCACCUGUUGUGUGCGGCAAAAGAUUUCAGUUGGUGGCGUCAUAGUCUCAUUACGGUGUCUAUCUUGGCAUUUACCAAUUUGCUUGUCAUCUUCGUCCCAACAAUUAGAGAUAUCUUUGGUUUCAUUGGGGCGUCUGCAGCUGCUAUGUUGAUUUUUAUUCUGCCAUCUGCCUUCUAUAUCAAGUUAGUGAAGAAAGAACCUAUGAAAUCUGUACAAAAGAUUGGGGCUCUGUUCUUCCUGAUCAGUGGCAUAGUGGUGAUGACCGGAAGCAUGGCCUUGAUUGUUUUGGAUUGGGUACACAAUGCCCAUGGAGAUGGCCAUUAACUGGCGCCGCUAAAACUCCACUAGUCCACUUGAUGCCAGUGUUGAGUCAACUCUCAACUUCCUAUGAAAUUUCACCUGACGUUUUCAGUUUCACUUCCUUUUGAAGUGCAGAUUCCUCGCUGGUUCUUCUGAGUGCAGAAUAAGUGAACGUUUUUUUUUUCUUUUUAAAGAGACUAUUCUGUAUGAUAGAAAUGGAUAUUAACAACCAAACCACGAGUCUCGGGUUAAUGGAAGUGACAAUUUUAUUCCAUUC